AUGUACCAGCCGUUGAAUGACCUUGGUGUCAAUUUCUUCAUGACAAACUUUAUUGUGGACGAUCCUGCCAUGUCCCUACUGGAUUACCUGCCUGAUUUCUACGCAAAGACGGCUCACUCCGAUCCUGCUUUGCCGCAAAUAUGUGCAGCUGUUGGUCUGGUUGGUCUGGUCAACAAAUCUCAUAAUAGGGACAUGCUCAGUGCCGCCACGCACAACUAUGGUGCUGCAAUCCGGGCUAUCAACAAUGCACUGCCGUGUGCAAAGAUUGCAGUUCAGGACUGCACAGUCGCAUCGAUUUAUCUGGCACCGAUGUUUGAGGCGUUGGUCCUUCUAAGACGCGCAGGUAUGGACAAUGCCAGUAUCCAUCUAGCUGGCGCCGUUUCUGUCGCACACUUGAUCCUGCAGCAGCAGAAACAGACUGAAGUUACCAUUAAGCUAUAA
Molecule: messenger RNA, 441 nt
Organism: Alternaria arborescens
Lineage: Eukaryota; Fungi; Ascomycota; Dothideomycetes; Pleosporales; Pleosporaceae
Exons: 1
Coding region: 1-441 (146 amino acids)
Source: RefSeq, a predicted model, not a curated record